AUGCCACAAUAUUUGCAUAUGGCCAAACAUCUUCUGGCAAAAACACACACCAUUUUGGGCAAUAAAACAGAUCCUGGGCUUUUCCAAUUAGUAUCCAAUCAGUUAUUCCAGCAUGUGGCAGACCAGGUUGAUAAGAGGUACUUGAUUAGAUGCAGUUAUAUUGAAAUCUACAAUGAAAAGAUCAAUGACCUCCUGGAUAAGAGCAAUCAGGGUUUAACUAUAAGAGAAGAUAUCAAAGGAAAUGUGCUGCUUGAUGCAAGGGAAGCUGUCGUAGACAAUGUUGAUAAAGUUAUGGAGAACAUGAUGCAGGGCAAUAAGAUCAGACGAGUUGCAGCUACUCGCAUGAAUGAGAGGUCAUCUCGAUCACACACGAUUUUCCGGAUUAUUCUGGAGUCGAAAGAUGCCAAUCAGAAAGAUGGACCUGUACAUAUAAGCUACCUUAACUUAAUGGACUUAGCUGGUUCUGAGAGAGUUUCUCUGACGAAAGCUGCUGGUGAGCGUCUUAAGAGGGGGCUAACAUAA
Acanthoscelides obtectus is the source of this 522-nucleotide messenger RNA. NCBI's taxonomy places the organism in Eukaryota, Metazoa, Arthropoda, Insecta, Coleoptera, Chrysomelidae. The record is from the annotation of a GenBank genome assembly.